AUGGCCGGUAGUUCAGAUUUUAACGGACACGGCACGGAAGCUGCGCAAAAUGGACCACCAAAGGCAAUAGGAUUUUUCCAUCCGGACCUGAAAGGGAAGCGAGGUCGGGCGUACAAACGGUGGAUUAUCACAGUUCUGGCACUCGGGGUGUACAUACUGUCGGUUCUUCCGAUUUACUGGGGUGCAUUGUACGACGUCUACGAGAAACUGCCCAACAUCACUGUCUGGAUAGUGGACUUUGAUGCAAAAGUGGCGCCUUAUAAUACAACAACCACCACACCUGUCGUCGGGCCUUUUAUCACGAAUUCAUUUGAACAACUAAAGCCCGCUCCGGUUGACAACCUAGGAUGGACGGUUGUCUCCGCAGCAGACUUCAAUUAUGACCCGACACUGGUGCGCGAGGCAAUCUAUGACCAAAAGGCUUAUGUGGCUAUCAUAGUGAAUGCCAACGCGACCACCCUUUUGCAGGAUGCAGUCAAUAAUGGGAAUUCGUCGUACGAUCCAGCCGGCGCUGCCCAGGUGAUAUACAACACCGCUCGUGACGAGUCAACUACCUCGUCAUAUAUCUUACCUGCUCUGUUAGACACCCUUUUCCCGGUUCUGAGCGAUUUUGGAGCGGAAUGGGCCUCAAUCCUGGGCAAGAACUCGUCGACACAGAACGUGUUUCUGACUCCGCAAGCUGUUAAUCCCGGAAUAGGUUUUACUAUGAUCGAUUUACGGCCGUUUGUGCCUCCAGCAGCGACCCCGGCGGUUUCUAUAGGGCUUAUCUACUUGAUCAUUAUUUCUUUCUUUAGUUUCUCGUUCCUCAUGCCAAUUCAUGCCCUUUUCUUUGUAGCCAAAGGCCAUGCCCCCGUGAAUCAAAUACACAUUUUGCUCUGGCGUUUGACGUCCAGUAUCGCGGCUUAUUUCUUACUGUCCUUGUUCUACUCCCUCGUCUCCCUGGCCUUUCAGAUCCCAUUCUCCAACGAGCCGGCGUCCCACACUUGGGGCGUCCUGAAUGCAAAUGCGUACGGAAAGGGCUCCUUCGUGGUGUAUUGGAUGCUUAACUGGGUCGGAAUGACGGCAUUAGGUCUGCCAAGUGAGAAUAUGGCCAUGAUUCUGGGCCUGCCAUAUGCUGCACUGUGGUUGAUCUUUUGGGUUAUUUCCAAUGUUGCCACUUCGUUUUAUUCGAUUGAUCUGGAAUCGGACUUUUAUCGCUGGGGAUAUGCAUGGCCAUUGAAUAGGAUUGUCCAAGGUUCCCGAACCAUUUUAUUCAAUACGAAGUCGUCAAUUGGCGAAGAUUUCGGCAUUCUCUUCGCCUGGUCUGCUAUCUCCAUAUUGUUUUUCCCUUUUGCGAGCUGGAUCAUGAGGUGGAAGAACAUCCGAGCGCAGCGGAAGCAGCAGUGA
Talaromyces atroroseus is the source of this 1386-nucleotide messenger RNA. RefSeq lists its product as hypothetical. The record is from RefSeq and is a predicted model, not a curated record. The coding region runs from base 1 to 1386 and encodes 461 amino acids. The transcript is spliced from 3 exons. Lineage: Eukaryota; Fungi; Ascomycota; Eurotiomycetes; Eurotiales; Trichocomaceae. Gene Ontology annotation, cellular component: membrane.